Molecule: messenger RNA, 1493 nt
Organism: Cuscuta campestris
Lineage: Eukaryota; Viridiplantae; Streptophyta; Magnoliopsida; Solanales; Convolvulaceae
Source: the annotation of a GenBank genome assembly
UGCAAACUCGUCGUAACCGGCUCCAGGACCCGGGAAAGCCUUAGCAAACUCUAGUUUGUCUAAAAGCUCGUCAACAAAGAAAGAAGAAAUAAAAAGUUUCCUCUGACUGGAAGCCAUGAAGUUCUGUCUCACCGCAUCGUCUAAGAAUUUGAGAAGAAUGAGUCAAGAAUCGACCCAUGGUCAGUACGUUCCGGAGCCGGAGCACGUGAGCGUGCACACGGUGAACACCGACGGUUCGAGUUUCACGCCUCCAGGUGACGGAGGGCAGCAGCAGAAUCAACCUGAGCCAGCGGGACAGCCACCAGCUGUACCACCGCCAGUCGUACCACCUCCAGUGAUGCCACCGUUGGCGAUACCGCAGGUGGCCUACGAGCAGAUGUUCCCGGCCAUGAUGGCCCAUUAUAUGCAGCACAUGGCGCAGCUUAUGCCCAUGUUCCAGCCGCCGCCACCACAGCCGCAGCCGCGCAUCGUUACCUUCAAGACGUUGAAGGAUAAUGGAGCGGAAGAGUUUCGAGGAGACCAGAUGGGGGAGCCCCAGAUUACGUUGGAUUGGCUUGAGCAGAUGGAUCGGGUACUCAAGAAUUUGAGAGUCCCUGAUGCAGAUCGCUCGGAGUUGGCGUCACAGAUGUUCCGGAAGGGAGCAUAUGAUUGGUGGAAGCGCAUUGACCAGGAUCCACACACGCCCAAGCCAUGGACCUGGGAUCGCUUUGAUCGAGCCUUCACGAAGGAGUACAUCCCCACCCGGUACCGCGAGGAGAGGCGCAAUGAGUUCGUUGCGCUUAAGCAGGAGGCGAUGUCACUGCCUGAAUUGAGACAGAAGUUCGACUACCUGUCCCAGUAUGCGACGAGUCUAGUCUCCACUCCGGAGGAUCGUUUGAAUGAGUUCGUCAAGAAGCUACGGCCGGACUUGAGGUCGUACGCCGCGCUGAUCACGACGACAGAUUUUAAUGCGGCGUACGAUUUGAUUGUGAAGACGGAAAAGAGCUUGGACGAUUUGCAGGCGACCAAGAAGGAGGAUCGAGCGACGAAAGACCCGCGACCCGGGGCCAGCACCGGGCCGAGCGGGAUGAGUUUUGGAUUCGGGGGAAAGAGGUGUCCGUUGUCCGUGCAAGGGAAGCAAUUCCCUGCAGAUUUGAUAGAGCUACCACACAAGGAGUUUGACAUUAUCCUUAGUAUGGAUUGGCUCACCGAGCAUAGAGCAGUGGUCGACUGCAGUUGUCGGACCGUACGGCUAAGAGCCGAGGACGGUAGCGACGUAUCACUCUCCGGGGAGGUGUUCCCCAAGGCUCCCGAGUUCAUACCGUCCUUGAGCGCGAGGCGCUUGAUUCGCAAGAAGUGCGAGAUGUUCCUGUGUCACGUUCAGGAUAUGCGAAAAGAAUCACCACGUCAGCAGGACAUUCGUACGGUUUGCGACUUCCCCAAUGUCUUUCCCGAAGACCUUCCUGGUUUGCCUCCGCCGAGAGAGGUAGAGUUCUCGAUCAAUCUCAUUCCGG